Messenger RNA from Homarus americanus (American lobster), 3129 nucleotides. RefSeq lists its product as uncharacterized. The record is from RefSeq and is a predicted model, not a curated record. Gene Ontology annotation, cellular component: membrane. The transcript has 14 exons. Bases 768 to 2570 code for a protein of 600 amino acids. Lineage: Eukaryota; Metazoa; Arthropoda; Malacostraca; Decapoda; Nephropidae.
GCCUCAGUAACACACAUGCUGUGAGAGAGGCAGGUUACGGCUUUAGCUCCUCCGCCUUCUUGUUGGAAUUCAUUUCUCACUGUCGAAGUGAUGAAAAGUAAAUGUUUGGGCAUAAAUAUAACGUGCUAGUAUUGUGCUUUAGAGCCAACAGUGCGUGCUUAGUCACAACCACAGACAUAUCAGUGGUAAAUGGAAAAAAAAAGUGGUAUAGGCCCAUACGACACGAGUUCGCUAAAUAUGGAUUCAAGAAAUUGUUGAUGGUGUCAGGAGGAACAGUCUGAGUGAGGAUCCACACUCUUGCGGCUGGCAUCGCUACAGUUACUGCCGAAUAUAGCUGGUGGCCGCGGCCCUUCCCUGUCCAAGAUGUAUUGUUCAAGAAGUUGUAGACAAUGGUGAAGUGCUGGCCAUGAGACGCUGUAAACGUUGUCCGCCUUCCACCAGCAGUAGCCAGGCCCUGCCCUCAUGACCUGACUUGGGGCACACCCACACACACACACACAAAACAACACACCGACUCGCCACCCCUUCCACCUGGGCCAUCGUCCGUCCUGCAGUAGCGUCCACUACACCAACCUCCUAUGGCUUCACCGUAAUUAAAGCCACUGCCAAACCGACGUACUUGAAGACUCGUCAGUCCAUAUUAGUACUGUAUAUAACUAUUUUUUACACUGGGUACUGAGGUAUCUGGGGGCAGAUAUCGAGUACAGGUAGAAUAGUGUGGCUAAACAUUCCCUGGUGACGUGACACCUGUAGGAGAGCGGACCAAGAUGGCUGGUGUCAACAGAAGCCUCCUGCUGCUGAAGCUGCUCCUCUUCACCUUCUAUGGAGCUCUGGGUUGCCUCAUACCGUUCCUGACGAUCCACAUGAGGUUCAUCGGGUUGAACAAGCAGGAGAUCACCUGGAUCAACUCAGUGCUGCCCCUCACCUCCCUCUUAGGACCGCCGCUGGUGGGCAUGAUGGCCGACAGACUGGGCCACUACCGCCCCAUCACCAUCUUCUGCAUGCUGUUCGCUGCCAUCCUUCACACGGCACUCCUGUUCGUGCCAUCUUGUGAGGUGUCGCCACCUGUAGAGGCUCCACUAACCCUCAGAUGCAACCCUGCAGGAGCUGCACUUGUGGUUGACCCUUGUGGCAACCCCUGCCCACAACCUGUUGGCUUCCACUCCUCAUCCUUCAUAGUGAAGGAGUGUCGCCAGGUGUGUAGAGAGACCAGUACAAAACUCAACUCGGAUCAAGAAGAAGUUGAGGUGGAAACCUAUGUAACUCGCGACACACCACCUGUCAUGAGUCUUCGCUCAAUAACGGGUAACCAGGAGUACAGAACCUUCAACAACGAUCGGAUAACAUUAGAAUUCAACAGAACAUUUGAGCCAAAACUUGGUAAAGGGGAAGGCGAUGACGUCAUGUGUUACUACCCACAGCAAGACUUCAUUACAGAUACCAACCAAUACACUGGCCUCACCUGUCAAGCUACACCAAACUGUGAAGUUAUCUGUAAUGCUACCGAGGUGGUUAACGGAACUCACUUUCUCCAGAGACCUCAAUGCUCGAAGGUGAAGGGGAAUCCGAAAUUAACCCUAUGGCUGUACUUUGGUGUGAGGGGUUUGGCCGAGAUGUUCUCAGCCAUCCUGGUGUCCUUGUUAGAGGCAGUGGCCCUCACCAUGGUCCAUCAACACAAGGGAGACUAUGGCAGGGAGAAGAUGUUUGGUUUACUUGCUGUAGGAGUAUUUUCACCGAUCUCCGGCUAUCUCAUCGACAAUCAGUUCGGAACCUUCGGGGGGUACAGCUACGCCCCGGUGUUCUACGUGUUCAACGGCUUGAUGCUGGUAACUGCGGUGGUAACAGUUGCACUACCCAUUGAGGUGCAAGUUGAGAGAAUGAGUUUGCUGAAAAACAUCACUCAGCUCAUCCACACAACAGAACUGAGCAUCCUCCUGCUGCUGAUGACUCUCCUGGGCAUCUUCUGGGGUUACCUCAAGACAUUUGUCUAUCUGUAUUUAGAAGACCUACAUGCAUCCAAGUUACUCCUGGGUCUUACUCUUUCCUUUGGUAUUGUUCCUUCACUGCCAUUUUUAUACAGGAGUACAGCUGUAGUAAAGUACUGUGGCCACCACUACCUCAUCAUGCUUGCCUUCCUUGGAUACUGUAUCCGAUUUGCCGGUUUAUCAUAUAUCAUUAAUCCCUGGUGGGCUUUACUGCUGGAGUCACUGGAACUCUUCACACUCAACUUAAUGAAUGUGUCAGCUGCCACUCUAGCAUACAAGCUUUCCCCCAAGACCUUCGUGGCAACAGCCCAAGCUUUAGUCUGGGUUUCACACUUUAAUAUAGGUCGAUGCAUUGGUACCUUUGUUGGAGGGCAUCUUAGGACCAAGUAUGGUGAUGUCCCAGUGUUUCAGGGAGCUGCCAUUGUCUCGGCAGCAUGUGCAGCUGUUUACCUCGGCAUUCAUCACCUUGUCAAAUACUUGAAAGCAAGACAGAAUGUUCAGCCAACACCACGGUCAAGCAGAGAAAAUGGAAAUAUCCCAAAUGGCCAUUAUACUCCGCUCCAGGUUGCUGACGAGAAGUUUUGAUUGGAGUUCCGUGCUAGAUCUCCUCAAGUUACCACAUACAGCCAAGAGAAAGUAUGGUGAUAUUAAACACUUAUAUGGCACUGUGAUAGUCCAGGAUGAUAAGAGUGAAUCUUAAAAAUCACGAGUGGCAGGAUAGUCAUGUAAAUAAGAUCUACAUACCAUUAUAAUUAGUGAUAAUAGAUGUGUACAACAUGCCGGAGAAACUUCCUAGGUAAUAAAAGAAUAUAUGCAACUUUUAAUAUUCUUACAAUGGCAUUUACCAAUGUGCUCCAAGUAGACUGAAUUACUGAGCCACAAUUGGUGUCGUCAAGUGGUGGUAUCUCGUUCUCCCAGAGAUGUUUCCAAUGAAAAAAGGAUUAUUUGGAACCCAAGACAGUGGGCACAAGAGUUAGGAUAUGGUGCUAUAAAUGCGGUGUUUUGUAACCGGGCACUUUAUUGCCAAGUCACUAGUGUACAAGGAAAAAGGUGAAGAUCAUAUAUGGCCUCUUAUGGUUAUUUAAUGAAACCUUGAUUGUACAAUUACAGUAGUUAUAUAUGACAUAAAGUCCAUACAAGGCUG